AUGGCUACUCCAGCUGUCAGUGAUAAUGCUUUACUUGAACCAAAAGGAUUGACCACUCAAGAUGGCAAGUAUGUCUUGGAUCAUGCGGGUAUCUCCGCCCUCCUUAGAUUUGUUAGAGACAAUUCGACCAUCGAUGAUGCCCGUGAAACAGUCAAGGAGCUCGUGGAUGCGCAGGUCGCAGCCAUAGAAGCGUUGAAUCAGAGUGCUCAGAAGGCCGUGAGCGAUUUGCGUACAUUUGAAGAGCAAUGCCAGGCGGACAAACUCGCUCUCGAUGGCCAGGACAAAAUUAUCACUGAUGCGCUUUCAGGAGAUAGUGGAGACAUUGUGAAGCUCGAGGCAGCAAUCAAGGCCAACAAAGCUGAGCUGAGCAAGGACCAAGAUGAAUACGACGAAGACGUUACUAUUGCUGCAACGGCGGUUACUUAUGCUUGGUGCUGGCCAAUUGGAACCAUUGUAGCUGCUACUAUCAUGGGUGUUUACGGUUCUAGAGCCGUCGAAAUGCAAGCAACAAUCAAUGGUCUCAAAGGACUUCUCACUGAUGAAGACGACCAAAUCAAAGCCGACAAAAUAUUGGUCGCUGAUUUGACUCUCAUAAAGGCAGAUCUAGAAACCUUGAUCAGUAAGAUCGGCCCCGCAAUUCAAGCCAUCGAGGGAAUGACGUCAGUAUGGCACAACAUCGGUCUGGAUCUCCAGGCUGUUAGAGACUGGACCCAGGACAAGUCGGCAGUUGGAUCUGCAGUGGUACAGAAAAUCAACCAGAAUAGUAUCAUCACUAAGUGGAACAACAUCUACACGAAGGCGUAUGUUACCGAACCCGAGCAAAUGACACUCAACUCGUAUGCGGACAAUCUUUCGGCCGUCAUCAAAGCCAAUUAA
Sclerotinia sclerotiorum 1980 UF-70 is the source of this 876-nucleotide messenger RNA. RefSeq lists its product with no specific name. NCBI's taxonomy places the organism in Eukaryota, Fungi, Ascomycota, Leotiomycetes, Helotiales, Sclerotiniaceae. The record is from RefSeq and is a predicted model, not a curated record. The transcript is spliced from 6 exons. The coding region runs from base 1 to 876 and encodes 291 amino acids.